AUGACAUAUAUUGAAACUGCUUAUAUUAAACUAUCAAUCAAUAAUAAAUUACCUUCUAAUAAUAUUCAAAAUAGAUCUGCAUUAUUUCCUGAUACAAGCGAAACUAUUUCCACAUUAAAUAAAAAAGUCAAAGAAUUUGAAAAUAAAUUCAAAGUACUUUCUGAUCUAUUCAAUAAUAUUAAAGAAGAAGAAUUAAUGCUCACCUUUGAUUUACAACUUCAAUCAGUCACCUCUGCGAUUACUCAAAUUAUACCUAUGACUAAUCUUCAUAAAUGA
Molecule: messenger RNA, 276 nt
Organism: Funneliformis mosseae
Lineage: Eukaryota; Fungi; Glomeromycota; Glomeromycetes; Glomerales; Glomeraceae
Source: the annotation of a GenBank genome assembly